UUUGAUAACAAGUUGAUUGCCCAGGCAUUGCUGAGAUAUGGAGUUCGACACAAGAUUGCCACGGCAUAUCAUCUGCAGACAAAUGGACAAGCUGAGAUAUCUAAUCGAGAGAACAAGCAGAUUUUAGAGAAAGUGGUGAACCCAAAGCGAAAGGAUUGGUCGCCAAAGUUGGAUGAAGCACUUUGGGCGUAUAGAACAGCAUUCAAAACUCCUUUGGGGAUGUCACCCUUCAAGUUAGUGUAUGGUAAAGCUUGUCAUCUCCCGGUUGAGCUUGAACAUAAAGCUUAUUGGGCUAUCAAGCGAUUGAAUUUCGAUGCUCAACUAGCUGGGGAGCAGAGAUUAUUAGAACUUAAUGAAAUGGAAGAGUUUAGAGCACAAGCAUAUGAGAAUGCUCGGAUAUACAAGGAGAAAACCAAGAAGUGGCAUGACCAAAAACUGAUGCCACGGCAUUUUCAUGUGGGGCAACAAGUCUUGCUUUACAACUCCAGACUUAAACUCUUUCCUGGGAAGCUAAAAUCUCGAUGGUCAGGGCCAUUUGAGGUGCAUUAUGUCUAUCCCCAUGGAGCUGUUGACAUCAAGAGAAUAGACAAUGGGAAAAUUUUUAAGGUCAAUGGCCAGUGUCUGAAAGCCUACAAUGGA
This is a messenger RNA of Hibiscus syriacus, 639 nucleotides long. RefSeq lists its product as uncharacterized. Gene Ontology annotation, biological process: DNA integration. Lineage: Eukaryota; Viridiplantae; Streptophyta; Magnoliopsida; Malvales; Malvaceae. The record is from RefSeq and is a predicted model, not a curated record. Gene Ontology annotation, molecular function: nucleic acid binding. The transcript has a single exon. The annotation marks the transcript as partial.